GUGGAUGCGCGUAAUGCACAGGCGCGUGAGAUGGCACGAUUGCAAAAACUCAAAAAGGAAUCCCAGGUUGUACAACGCGCUCUGCCAAAACCUACCAAAAUCAACGAACAAGGCUUCAAAUCAGCUGCAAGCAAAACCGAUUUCAGCAGGGCGGAUGAUUUGAUCAAAGCUGAGAUGCUGAAUAUUUUGAGACACGAUGUUGACGGACAGCACCUGGAGGAUCUUUCUUUGGAUGAAUUGCAAGCAGCCAAAAAGAUCAUCGAAAGUGAACUGAGGCCGGAGGAGCAACUUACGUUGAACGCAAAUUUUUGGGGCAUAAUUGAGCAGUGCUCGUCAGAACUCAUUUUGGCACAAAAUAAAUUCACGCGUCUGGGCGUGCUGCCGAAAAAAGAUCAGAUUGAUGCACUUUCGGCCAAAUUCCAGCUUUAUCGAGACUGGAUGAACACACGAGCAAAGAAAACUGCGAAAAUGGAAAAAAAGCUUAAAGUCAAAUUAGCUGGUUAUCAGUUAAAAGUGGCACUUUUUCAGAGCAUUGGCCAGCAUAUUGCAAAACUGAUUGAAGAAACUCGAGCCGAAUUGGAGGCUUGUAAGCGUGAAAAAGCAACUUUUGAACUGCUGGAGAAAAAUGAGGAAAAAGCAGUCAGAAAACGACUCAACAAACUGAUCGAGGAAGUCUCGCUGCAGGAAAAACGUGAGAGCGAGCUGCAGAAGCGCUACGAUGCACUGAUGCAAGAAAAAUGGAACAUUGGACAGGCUUUGGUCCGAAUGGAUGCGACAAUCAUUGCGCAACCUGUCGUAUACCAGUGA
Messenger RNA from Gongylonema pulchrum, 807 nucleotides. Lineage: Eukaryota; Metazoa; Nematoda; Chromadorea; Rhabditida; Gongylonematidae. The record is from the annotation of a GenBank genome assembly.